GGGGCGAGGCGGAACACCAUGCAGGAUCCAAAUGAAGAUACAGAAUGGAAUGACAUUUUAAGAGAUUUUGGCAUUCUUCCUCCAAAAGAAGAGCCAAAAGAUGAAAUUGAAGAAAUGGUUUUACGUUUACAGAAAGAAGCAAUGGUUAAACCAUACGAAAAGAUGACUCUUGCACAGUUGAAGGAAGCUGAAGAUGAAUUUGAUGAUGAAGAUAUGAGAGCUAUUGAAAUAUAUAGAGAAAAGCGGUUACAGGAAUGGAAAGCUCUUAAGAAAAAACAAAAAUUUGGGGAAUUAAGAGAAAUUUCUGGAAAUCAGUAUGUGAAUGAAGUCACAAAUGCAGAAAAGGAUGUGUGGGUUAUAAUUCACCUAUACAGAUCAAGCAUCCCAAUGUGUUCGUUGGUUAACCAGCAUCUUAGUCUCCUAGCAAGAAAGUUUCCUGAAACUAAAUUUGUUAAAGCCAUUGUGAAUAGCUGUAUUCAACACUACCACGACAAUUGUUUACCAACAAUUUUUGUUUAUAAAAAUGGUCAGAUAGAAGGCAAAUUCAUUGGAAUUAUAGAAUGUGGAGGGAUAAAUCUCAAGCUAGAAGAACUUGAAUGGAAGCUAGCAGAAGUUGGAGCAAUACAGACUGAUUUGGAAGAAAACCCCAAAAGAGUCAUUGUAGAUGUGAUGGUAUCUUCAAUUAGAAACACUUCUAUUUAUGAUGACACUAAUAGCUCAAACAGUGAUAAUGAUGAUGCCAAAUAG
This is a messenger RNA of Lagenorhynchus albirostris (white-beaked dolphin), 747 nucleotides long. It is a transcript of the gene PDCL2, whose product is annotated as phosducin like 2. The transcript is spliced from 6 exons. Gene Ontology annotation, cellular component: cytoplasm. Gene Ontology annotation, biological process: protein folding. Bases 19 to 747 code for a protein of 242 amino acids. Lineage: Eukaryota; Metazoa; Chordata; Mammalia; Artiodactyla; Delphinidae. The record is from RefSeq and is a predicted model, not a curated record.